AUGUUGUCUUUUGGACACGACCAUUUACAAUUUACCAUUUACAGCGACAAUUACAAUUCCCAAUGCUCCAAACCUCCAACCUCCAACCUCCAACGCGCCAAGUGUCUGUCUGUCUGCCAGGGCGUGUUCCUGGUGUCGCGUCCGCGCAGCGAAGCACCCGACGCCCGUGCCCGCCCGCUCAUGAGCGCGAUCAACGCCACCCCCGUGCAGCGGCGAACCGGCCCGCCCUCCGGCGUCAGCGUCAGCGUCAGUGUCAGUGUCAUUGGCACUGUCGUUGCCAUUGCCACUCACUGUCAUUUCAUCGUCAUUGUCAUCGUCAUCAUGCUCUUUGGGUAA
Molecule: messenger RNA, 336 nt
Organism: Ustilaginoidea virens
Lineage: Eukaryota; Fungi; Ascomycota; Sordariomycetes; Hypocreales; Clavicipitaceae
Exons: 2
Coding region: 1-336 (111 amino acids)
Source: RefSeq, a predicted model, not a curated record